Messenger RNA from Williopsis jadinii, 1476 nucleotides. Its product is annotated as MFS general substrate transporter. Gene Ontology annotation, biological process: transmembrane transport. Lineage: Eukaryota; Fungi; Ascomycota; Saccharomycetes; Phaffomycetales; Wickerhamomycetaceae. Gene Ontology annotation, molecular function: transmembrane transporter activity. The annotation marks the transcript as partial. The transcript has a single exon. Gene Ontology annotation, cellular component: membrane. The record is from RefSeq and is a predicted model, not a curated record.
CUCAUCGCCGUGGCUUCAGGAACCCCUUAUGUGUUCUCCAUCUUUGCACCACAGCUGGUGAAACAGACAGGCCUCAGCGCGGACCAAGCUGCUACGCUGUCCACCGCGUUGAGUUUGGGCGGUGCCCUUGGUGGUCUGCCCGCUGGUAUCACCAUUGAUUCACUGGGCCCACAGUUCGCGUCAGUGCUGGGUGGGCUGUUGACGGCUGUGGCGUUUUAUAUUUUGCACAAGUGUUAUGUCGAUGCCAACAACGACGUCUUUCUAUUGAUGGUUGCGUUGGCCAUCUCUGGGUUUGCAUCCAUUCUGAGUUUCUACUCAACAAUCAAAUGUACCACUGCAAAUUGGCCUCAUCACCGUGGAAGUGCCGGCGCACUGCCUGUUGCUGCCUAUGCAGUGGCAUCGUUGAUCUUCUCCUAUGUGAAUGUGAGAUUCUUCAAAGAUGACACUGCCGGCUUACUCAGAUUCUUUUACAUCUUCACACCUUGUGUUUGUAUUGGAUGUGCGUACUUUUUACAGAUUGUUGAUAAGAAGAAGCAUAAGAAAGCCCCAAAGGAUCGUAAUACGGCAGUUGGUGAGCAGGAUCCUCUGCUACGUUCGGGCUCAACAUCUUCUCUGUUUGGCACAGGAUCACCUAACGGGAGCCGAAGACAGAGUAUUGCUCGUAUCUUCAGUUUAUGGGGUACUCCAAGAUCCUCGAGUACACUUUCCUUGGACCAGAUGCAAAGACCCCUAGUGCAAUUGCCCAAGCACGUUAGAGCGGAUAGUGAUGCCAUCUACGUUGCCGUUGAAGAUACACCAGUUUUCGUCCGUGAAGGCUCUCCAAUAUGGGAUCAUCACUUGACAAAGGCCAUCUUUUCAAGGGUAUUCUUCAAGUUUUAUUUAAUCUUGGGGUUCAUGAUGGGCAUUGGCCAGAUGUACAUCUACAGUGUUGGCUAUAUCAUCGUGGUCCUCAAGCAAUCUGAUCCAAACUCCAAGCUAUCAGUCGGUGAUGUGCAAGCCGUUCAAGUCUCCACCAUCGCAUUGGCAAGCUUUCUGGGGAGACUAACAUCAGGCCCGAUAUCGGACGUGGUUAGACGUAAGCUGAAUGCCCAGAGAAUAUGGUGUAUUGCUAUUUCGGCGUGUGUGAUGCUCCUUGGCCAGUAUCUCGUCACAAAGAUCAACUCGCUAGAUGCACUGACACUCCCUUCAUUCGUCGUUGGCCUGGCCUUUGGAUUCUGCUUUGGAACCUUCCCUGCUAUCAUCGCCGAUUGCUUUGGAACAGAUGGCUUCACCACCCUCUGGGGACUCAUGACCACAAGCGGAUUGCUGGUUGUCAUGCAGAUGACAAAGCUGUUGGCAUACACCUUGAAGAAGAAUAGCGAUGAUGAUGGUGUUUGCAUCCACGGUGCUGCCUGUUACAGUGAAACGUUUGUCGUAACGCAGUACAUGUGUCUGGCAGUCAUAUUGUUUACGCUAUUCACCAUUUGGUACAACCAC